Lentinula edodes (shiitake mushroom) is the source of this 1137-nucleotide messenger RNA. Its product is annotated as actin-related protein. NCBI's taxonomy places the organism in Eukaryota, Fungi, Basidiomycota, Agaricomycetes, Agaricales, Omphalotaceae. The transcript has 9 exons. The record is from RefSeq and is a predicted model, not a curated record. Bases 1 to 1137 code for a protein of 378 amino acids.
AUGUCUGCGGAAUUCGACGAUGUCCUCACAAAUCAGCCAGUAGUCAUUGACAAUGGUUCCGGAACUAUAAAGGCAGGUUUCGCUGGUCAAGACCACCCCAAAUGUUUCUUUCCAUCGUUUGUAGGCCGACCGAAACAUGUCCGUGUAUUGGCCGGCGCGCUUGAGGGCGACGUAUUCAUCGGUAAACGCGCACAAGAGUUCCGAGGAUUGCUCAAGAUCAAGUACCCUAUGGAACAUGGAAUAGUGACAGAUUGGGAUGAUAUGGAACGGAUAUGGAGCUGGGUGUACGCUGAGGAACUUGGAACAUUGAGUGAAGAGCACCCAGUCCUACUAACAGAAGCGCCAUUAAAUCCAAGAAGUAAUCGAGAUAUUGCAGCGCAAAUAUUCUUCGACACAUUCAACGUACCAGCAUUGUACACUUCCGUACAAGCCGUUCUUUCAUUAUAUUCAUCCGGGCGAACAACUGGAAUCGUGCUAGAUUCCGGAGACGGUGUCACACACGCAGUACCAGUAUACGAGGGAUUCUCAAUGCCUCACGCCAUAAGACGAGUGGACAUCGCAGGACGAGACGUAACAGAUCACCUACAAUUAUUACUACGAAAGUCCGGCCACCACUUACAUACAACAGCAGAACGAGAAAUAGUUCGGACGAUCAAGGAAAAAUGUUGUUACGUCGCGCUGAAUCCUGCAAAGGAGGAAAAAGAUGCGGUUGGACAUACCGAGGAAUUCAGACUACCGGAUGGGGCCGUCAUUCAGCUGGGCGCUGAGAGAUUCCGUGCCCCAGAAUUACUGUUCAACCCAGAGAUAAUCGGGCAGGAAUAUGCCGGUGUACACCAGGUUAUCGUUGACUCGAUUAACCGCGUGGAUUUGGAUCUGCGGAAGAGUUUAUUUUCGAACAUCGUGCUGAGUGGCGGAAGCACACUAUGCAGAGGCUUUGGUGAUCGACUUCUAAACGAAGUGAAGAAACUUGCACUCAAAGAUGUCAAAAUCAAAAUUUACGCACCUCCUGAACGUAAAUACUCUACUUGGAUAGGCGGCUCGAUUUUGGCGGGUUUGAACGCUUUCAAGAAGAUGUGGGUUUCUGCAGAGGAAUACCAAGAGGAUCCAGAUAUCAUCCACAAGAAAGCUGGCUUUUGA